Messenger RNA from Diprion similis, 1287 nucleotides. RefSeq lists its product as uncharacterized. Gene Ontology annotation, molecular function: calcium ion binding. Bases 1 to 1287 code for a protein of 428 amino acids. Lineage: Eukaryota; Metazoa; Arthropoda; Insecta; Hymenoptera; Diprionidae. The record is from RefSeq and is a predicted model, not a curated record. The transcript is spliced from 4 exons.
AUGCGGAAACACUACGCGACCUGUUUCCUUGGAGUGUACGUAUGUCUUACCGUUGCGACGGCACGUUUUUGGGGAAUCGUCGAGGAGACUGAUGACAGAGAUAACGACGAGGAUGACCUCGAGGAGGGGCAAGCCACGGAGCAGGUGAUUAACCCCGACGUAAAUACCGAGAGGCCAACGACUCAGGGUGACAACGAGGAAGCUUCCGACGUGGGCUGGGACGCUAACCGAGUGAUCAGAGACGUGGCCUACUUCCUCCGGACUCACAAGUUCAAAGAUUUUGACCACCGUUACUACGGUUCAGUCUCCGACGUGUCGAGGAGACUGUAUCAGGAGUUUCCUAAACCACCGCUGCGGUCACUGCACUGGGAAGUCCACAAGCAUUGCGCAGUCAGUUUCAAGUCCUGCCUGAAGUUUCUCGAGGAAAUUGUCAACCUGACACCGCUAAGGCGCCAGGACGACACGGUUACGGUCAUGAGAGAGCAGUCUUGGGACCCCGAGAAGGACAAGAAGCAAAUCACCUCGACCCAGGAGGACUGCGAACUUGCGAAAAAGAAGGACAACCUCACCGCGGAUCCGUUCCAAGGACCAAUCGAACGCUUCCAAUGGAGGACCACUGCCAGCUACUACAUGUGCUGGUACUCCAUGCUGGACACCCCGGAGCUGGCUCGCUUCGGUGAACCCUGCGAUAACAUGGCCUACUGCCUCGACUCCUACGGCAUCAGCAACAAGGACCCGAGGGCAGACGACACAAAGCCCUUCGCCUGCGCUUUGUACAGUUUUUGUCCCGACCCGUGUUGCCCUCUGGAGCACAUUUGGAAGAUGGAGGAGUGCUACCAGUCAGAGGAAAAUCCUUGCUACGAUGGGAAUGGUUCAGAUAACCGGAAAUGCGUUUUUCAACGCGAGAACAAUCGGGACUUUGAGUCCUUGGUGAAGAACCAGUUGAACGUGACCUGCGCGUGUCAGGAGGUGGGCUACGAGUGGUCCUCGCGAUUUGGUAUCUGUGUCGACACCGACGAGUGUAGCACCGAGACUGACAUAUGUUCAAAGGAUCAUAUGAACGCCUGCGUCAAUUUACCCGGGUACUAUGAUUGCAUGUGCAAUCUCGGAUACGUCUACAGUCCGGAGGCAAAAACCUGCGUCUUUAGUCAAGCUUUCGACAAGGCGCUCCACGGAGUUGAUGAUGAAAACGCUAACGAGACGGAGACCUGGCGUCAUGGUGGUGAACGUAACUUUGCGGAAAAUGAUGCUGUUCAAGAUUUAGUCAAGGACUUCUACCUAACGUAA